Messenger RNA from Aspergillus heteromorphus CBS 117.55, 1043 nucleotides. RefSeq lists its product as uncharacterized. Lineage: Eukaryota; Fungi; Ascomycota; Eurotiomycetes; Eurotiales; Aspergillaceae. The coding region runs from base 1 to 900 and encodes 299 amino acids. The record is from RefSeq and is a predicted model, not a curated record. Gene Ontology annotation, molecular function: oxidoreductase activity. The transcript is spliced from 2 exons.
AUGGCCUCCGCUGCAGUCCAGCUCCCCACCCCGACCGGAGACACACCCUCCGUCCUCCCCACCCAGCAACCCCCGGCCUCUUCUUCCAAGCCUCACCACGUCCAGACGACACUCAACUUCAUCAAAGAACUGCCCGAUGGCUCGCAUCUGGCGCCAGCCUACGUGGGCGUGCCCUCAUCCUACGACCGCCCCCUAACCGCCCUGCCGGUCACCAUCAACGAUGUCAGCGGCCACGAGCUGGACUACACGCUGGACGGGAAUGGCUUCCAGUUCUACUAUCAUACCAGCCAGGAGAAGGACUUUGAGGACGACGAGAAGAUCAAGCGCGAGUAUUAUCCGGAGAUUGAGCAGUUGUUGAAGGAUGCAACCAACGCCACUCGCGUCCACAUCUUCGACCACACCAUCCGUCGCCCCGCCACAACCUCGACUCCCGAAUCCCAAAUCCGCGGCCCAGUCCAACGCGUGCACAUCGACCAAUCCUACGCCGCCAGCAAAGCCCGAGUCACCCACCACCUCCCCUCCGACGCCCCCCGCCUCCUGAAGGGCCGAUACCAGAUCAUCAACGUCUGGCGACCCAUCAAAACCAUCCACAAGGACCCCUUAGCCGUCGCCGACGCGCACUCCGUCCCGGACAGCGACCUCCUGCCCACGAAGCUGAUCUACCCGGACCGGGAAGGGGAGACAUGCUCGGUCAAGGCGAACCCCGACGUGAAGUGGUAUUAUCGUCACAAGCAGAGCCCGGAUCUGGUGACGCUGAUCAAGUGUUUUGAUUCGAAGACGGACGGGCGCGCGAGACGCGUGCCGCAUUCGGCGUUUGUGGUGCCUGGGACGGAGGGUGAGCCUGGGAGGGAGAGUAUUGAGGUGCGGACGUUGGUGUUUCAUGAGGAUGAUACUGAGUAGGUAGGCUUUCGUUGUUUAAGAGAGGGGGGGUCGAUGGAUUUGGGGAAGGAAGACUACGGAGGAAAAAGAAGACCCUGUUCUGGUCCCCAGGAAGGGUCGAUGGGCUGGUAGGCAGGUAGAGUUAGGGCUACGGGACUGGCAGG